This is a messenger RNA of Mytilus californianus (California mussel), 1519 nucleotides long. RefSeq names its product cartilage matrix protein-like. NCBI's taxonomy places the organism in Eukaryota, Metazoa, Mollusca, Bivalvia, Mytilida, Mytilidae. The record is from RefSeq and is a predicted model, not a curated record. The coding region runs from base 36 to 1403 and encodes 455 amino acids. The transcript has 10 exons.
UCGUUACUACUAGUAGUGCAGGAAAGACGUAAGCAAUGCUCUUCCUUUCGCUGUUUUCUCUGUUGCUGUUUGCACGUGUCACAGCUCGGUCUCCUCCAGCACCUCCGGGACCUCCGAGACCUCCGGCACCUCCACUCUAUCAACGAUGCUUAAAGAAAACAGCGGAUGUUUUCUUUGUUGUCGAUACAUCCAGUAGUUUGAAAUGGGGUUAUAAUGUUAUAAAAGAAUUAGAUUUUGUGGGUGAUGUAAUUAAAGCGUUUGAUCUGGGUAAAGACCAGGUACGGACCGGAAUAAUGACAUUUACUACCAAUACGGAGAUAUUGUACCAACUAGAUGACUUCAAAACAGAGAAAGAAAUUGCCAACAUUUUAGAUGAUAGAAAGAAUUUUGAGAGAGAUCAAUGGAAAGGUGGCGAUACUAAUAUUGGUAAAGCUUUAAGACUUUUAAUAGACGAAGGACUAUCCACGUCACAUGGUAGCCGUACUGACGUUCCACAAAUAGCCGUGAUUAUAACAGACGGAGACCCAAACGAUAGGGCUGACUUUGCCAGUGCUCUCCUGGCACUAAGAAAAACGAAUAUUAUUGUUUUUGCUGUAGGUGUUGGUCCAAAUCGUUAUCCUGAGAACUUGCUAAAAAUUGCAGGCGAUCCGGAACGUUUAUUUGAGUUGGAAGAUUAUGACAGUUUUGGAGCAAUCAGAAAGGAAUUGGUAGAUAAAGUGUGCGAUAAAGAACAAAACGAUGAAGAAAAACCGAAUCCAUGUAAAAAAGAAAAACCAUGUGAUGGAGCAAUGGCAGACGUCAUUUUUGUAGCAGACAGCUCAAGAAGCCUUGGAUUUAAAGCGUUUGAUAAAUUGAAACUGUUUGCCAAGGCUGUAGUGAAGAGAUUUACUGUCAGUCCUAAUGACAUACAAGUUGGUUUCAUAAAUUUUGGAAAUAGUUCCAAAUUUGAAUUUAAACUCAACAGUUACAGAGAUCAAGAUGAAGUAAUGAAGGCUAUUUCAAAGGUCCAAUAUUUAGACGACGGAAAGAGUAUGCAGCUUACAUUUACAGGCAAAGCACUACAAAUGCUGAAACAGAAAGGAUUCAAAAAAAGAAAUGGCGGGCGUGGUGGAAAAGUUCCUAAAAUUGCCAUUAUCAUUACGGAUGGUGAACCAACAGACAUUGUUGCUACACACAGACUUGCAAAAGAAGCAAAACAACAAGGAAUAAUUAUAUUUGCCAUUGGUGUUGGUGACCAUAUGAAAGAAGAUGAGAUAAACUUAUUGGCAUCUGACCCAAAGAAUAAACAUGCGUUCCUGGUAGAAAACUAUGAUUCUUUAUCAUUUAUUGAAGCCGCAUUAGCAAAGAAAACUUGCACAGCUGCUAUUCAAGCGAUAUCGAUGCCACCUGAAGGUUUUUACUAGAAAUUGCAAGCAAUAACUAUAGAUCUGAUGAAAACUGAACUGUUCAAUGGAGCAGAAGCCUUUAUAUCUAAUCCUCUUUUGUAUUGAUAAUCAUUAAAGAUGAGGAGAGCAUUUUC